This is a messenger RNA of Hyla sarda, 5095 nucleotides long. RefSeq names its product SUFU negative regulator of hedgehog signaling (gene SUFU). Gene Ontology annotation, molecular function: transcription factor binding. The coding region runs from base 832 to 2259 and encodes 475 amino acids. NCBI's taxonomy places the organism in Eukaryota, Metazoa, Chordata, Amphibia, Anura, Hylidae. The record is from RefSeq and is a predicted model, not a curated record. The transcript is spliced from 12 exons. Gene Ontology annotation, cellular component: nucleus; cytoplasm.
AUUACCGUGCCUCCUAGUUGUUGACGUCCUGCGUCCUUAAGAGGCUAAAAAGGCUAUUUCAUUGGUCACUAUGGGAAAUGGGUCAACUUUUCCUCUGCACAAGUUGUGAUAACUUUCCCCCCAUUGUAAGGGUCAAUUUCCUUGUGAAAUGAAACUCAAAAAUAUACUGGGGGAUAUAAAGAAAAACAGUAUAGUAGUAAAUCUGUCCUUUACCUAUAACAACCAAUCACAGCUCAACAUUCAUAUCCUAACGAGCUGUGGUUAUAUGAAACCUGAGCUGUGACUGGUUGCCCUGGGCAACUGACACAUAUUCAGGAUUAUUUCCUCCACUUUGAGAACCAAACCUAAAAGUUUUUCUCCCCCCUCUGCCUGUAGACCUAUUGUGCUAUCUUAUCUCAUGACGUCAAAUAUUUUAAUAACGAAUUUCACUCUGCUAUAUCUGUGAUCGUGGCUCUUUUUCCAACCAGCAAUAUGGCUCCAUCUCCAUGCUAGCGACAUCAACGUAGAACGUUAUGUGCGCUACGAUUGGCUGCGCUGCUAACCAAUGAGGAGUAAGAAGAGUGCCGCGGCCUAACCUCACGACGUUCGUAAUUGGCUGUCGGGGCAGCCAAUGGGAAUGGUCGCUCGGAAAAAGACCACCGUCUAGUCUGCAGCAACAAGCUGUGAGGCGCUUCUCCAGAGGUUUCUCCCGGGGGCUGCUGGGACAGGGGAAGCUCCGCCGCCUCUCAGUGUGCGGGACGGCACCGUUCACACCACAAGAUUCCUCGUAGCGUUCGUCACUUGCGGUUCGCCAAGUGUGCGUUUAUUACCGCUGCUGAGUGUGUGGAGGGGAUGGAGGAGAUGCGGCCUAGCGGCGGUCCCACGUCCCAGCCCUUCCCGACCCUCUUCCCUCCCGGACUCCAUGCUAUCUAUGGAGAGUGCCGACGGCUGUACCCGGAGCAGCCCAAUCCCCUGCAGGUCACCGCCAUCGUCAAGUACUGGUUGGGUGGACCUGAUCCGCUGGACUAUGUGAGCAUGUACCGUAAUUUAGGCAAUCCUGAACUGAAUGUCCCUGAGCAUUGGCAUUAUGUCAGUUUUGGACUAAGUGAUUUGUAUGGAGACAACAGAGUACAUGAAUACACAGGAGCUGAUGGACCGAGUGGUUUUGGCUUUGAGCUUUCCUUUAGGCUAAAAAGAGAACCAGAGGAAUCGGCGCCGCCAACAUGGCCAGCAGAAUUGAUGCAAGGGCUUGCAAGAUAUGUUUUUCAGUCUGAAAACACCUUCUGCAGUGGCGAUCAUGUCUCGUGGCACAGUCCACUUGACAAUAGUGAGUCCCGAAUUCAGCACAUGCUUCUGACUGAAGACCCACAGAUGCGCCCAGUGCAGACUCCAUUUGGCAUUGUGUCCUUUUUACAGAUAAUUGGUGUGUGCACUGAGGAGCUACAUGCGGCUCAGCAGUGGAAUGGACAAGGAAUACUAGAACUUCUCCGCACUGUGCCAGUAGCUGGUGGGCCGUGGUUGAUCACAGACAUGCGAAGAGGAGAGACUAUUUUUGAGAUUGAUCCUCAUUUGCAAGAGAGAGUUGAUAAAGGAAUUGAGACAGAAGGCUCUAACCUCAGCGGUGUCAGCGCCAAGUGUGCAUGGGAUGAUUUAAGUCGCCCGCCAGAGGACGAAGAUGACAGCAGAAGUAUUUGUAUAGGAACUCAACCCCGGAAAUUGUCUGGCAAAGAUACUGAACAGAUCAGAGAGGCUUUGCGAAGAGGCCUAGAAAUAAACAGUAAACCUAUCCUGCCUCCAAUAAGUUCACAGAGACAUAAUGGCAUGAACCUCGACCGAGCACCGAGCCGAAAAGACAGCCUUGAGAGUGAAAGUUCCUCAGCCAUAAUCCCUCAUGAAUUGAUACGCACACGUCAACUGGAAAGCGUCCAUCUCAAGUUUAAUCAGGAGUCUGGGGCUCUUAUUCCUUUGUGUUUAAGGGGUAGACUGUUACAUGGACGACACUUUACAUAUAAGAGCAUUACGGGAGACACGGCAAUAACUUUUGUGUCUACAGGCGUUGAAGGAGCUUUUGCUACAGAAGAGCAUCCUUAUGCAGCACAUGGUCCAUGGUUACAGAUUUUGUUGACAGAGGAAUUGGUGGAAAGGAUGCUGGAAGACUUAGAAGAUUUAAGCUCUCCAGAGGAAAUGAAAUUGCCAAAGGAAUAUAGCUGGCCAGAAAAGAAGCUAAAGAUCUCCAUUCUCCCAGACACAGUGUUUGAUAACCCACUCCCACUCCCUUGAGGCAAGACUAUAAUGUACUCUCCAACGUUCAGCACAGGCUAUUGCUGUAAACCAAAGGAAAGCGAUGACUGCACAACCGAGGAAUAAAGACCAUCCACACGGACGCUUGUGUCAGCCAUCAGUCCAUAACACCCCCCCCCCCCCCCCCCCACUAUGCAUUACCAGACCUUUUGUGUCCUGGACUACUCUGGUUGUAGGUACCAUUACUCUGGGAUUUAUGGUAGUCUUCAUCUACCCUACUGAACCAUAUACCAGUGUACAAGAGUUAACAUAUAAGUUAUGACACUGGAACUCCUGGUAGUUAGACUGCUAACUACAUCCACGUUCCUUCGCUUUAUCAUCCACUACCACAGUGUUACGUGAAUAAAAGUCUUGUUAAAUUUUAACUUUAGAAAUGACAAGGAUGGGAAGGGGAAUUGUAAGCGUAUUCUUCCAUUCCUUUCCCUUAUUCGUGACAAAUCAACUUCCAAGAUAAAACCUACUUGCACCUAGUUUAGGCUGCAUUCACACCACGUUUUUGCAAUAGAGUUCCCUUAUACGUUUUCAAUUUGAAAACCGUAUGCCAAAAGAUGCAUCCAUUUUGCAUCCUGUACGGCUUUUCCUUUUUUUUUUCCCCCUGUACUCAAAACCGUAGCUAACGACAGUUUUUUGUCCGGAUGAAAAGCCGUAUUAAACCAUAUGUUUUUUUUUUUUUUAAACGUGGGAGUCAAUGGGAACCACAGAGACCUGUAUGUGCAUAUGGUUCCAUUAUCCGGUUUUCACCAUAUGGUUUUUGACUCUGCACAGUUUUUUUUCUUGGAAUUUCAAUCAAACAAGUGAAACUUUAUUCAUAAUGGAGUGAAAAGUAAAAAAUGUAUACUUUUUUUUUCUUAAAAAAUGAAUGCAACUGGACAACAUUUUUCAAACCGUAUACAGUUUUUAACAGUAUACGGGUUAAAAUUUGUACAUUUGUUUUAAUACAGUUUAGUCUGGUUUUGAGGAAUCUGUUUUUCAUCAAAAACCUGAUACAGGAACUGUAUUGCAAAAACGUGGUGUGAAUGCAGCCUUAGAUAGUAUAAUUCUAUGCCUGUGGUCUCCAAAUGUGGCAAAACUAUGGCUGUCUGGGCAUGCUGGGAGUUGUAGUUUUGCUACAUCUAAAGGGCCACAGUUUGGAGACCACUUCUCUAUACAGACUCACUACAUGCUACUCCUCUGUCUGUGUGUCCACAUGUACAGAAAGACAGAUUUAAGAUUGAGGUUUCCUUGACAUUCUGUUACCUAAUGAAGCAAAUCUAUGAAACGUGUUAAUAUUUAACCCCUGCUUUGCUUUAAAGUUUGCCUAAUGCUAAAUGAGAGGUCUGGUUUAAAAAGAAAACACACAAAAAGAUGAGAGCAUCUUUCUCUUGGGAGGACCAGGCGUAUUUCGACAUUAUACAGGCAGCCCAUUGUUUUUCAGCAGACACUAUGUAAUUCACAGUUCUCCCUGUGGAGGCACUGUAUGUUGUGGGGAAAACUAACAAAACUUAGGUUUGAGCGCAUGAAAGUGUACUUAUUAGACUUACAACAUGCAAAAUAACUUCACUCACCAUUGUCUUGUGUUCUGUGAAGAGUCGAGACUAUUAGACUCUACUUCUUCUAUGACCUACAGCAGUGUUUCCCAGCCAGGGUGCCUUCAGCUGUUGCAAAACUACAACUUCCAGCAUGCCCGGACAGCCUUUGGCUGUCCGAGCAUGCUGGGAGUUGUAGUUUUGCAACAGCUGGAGGCACACUGAUUGGGAAACAAGGACCUACUUGUUUCCCAAACUGUUGAGCUGCAGACAAGGGAAAAUCUGAGGUUACUUCGCCCCCUGCUGGAUAAUGUAAAGUGCCACCUAAAAUCAUUUGACUGCAAACAAAGUAUACACUAUAUAGAACAAAAAUCAUUAUAAAAGUUAUCUGUUCACCAUAAACGCAAAAUUUCAAGGCAGAUGGUUAGUGUACAGUGUGAAGGACUAGGACAGGAUCAGGCCUUACAUAUUAUGCAAAUACCUUUUAAUACUUUUACACUAAUGGAAUAAUUUAUUGUCUGACACUAGGAGGACAGGAAACAUUCUUAAAGGGGCACUCUGGUGGAAAACCUUUUUUUUAUUUAUUUAUUUUUUUUAAAUCAACUGGUGCCAAAAAGUUACAGAUUUGUAAAUGACUUCGAUUAAAAAUUCUUAAUCCUUGCUGUACUUAUCAGCUGCUGUAUGUACCACAGGAAGUUCUUUUUGAAGUUCUUUUCUGUCUGACCAAAAAUAAAAGAAUUUCCUCUGUAGUAUACAGCAGUUAAGUACUGGAAGGAUUUUGAUUUUUAAAUAUAAGCAAUUUAUAAAUCUGUAACUUUCUGGCAUCAGUUGUUUAAAAAAUAUAUAAAAUAAAUUCCACCGGAGUACGCCUUUAAAGUAGAACAUGUUAGAAAUGAUUAUAAGGUUAUCAUGUGAGUGUUCUCUGGAUUUCUAAUUGACAGAGAUGACUAAAUCCUAGAUCCUCAGACACUUAAGAAUAUUUGGUACAGGAAGUCAGCUGACAGACUACUUCCUCUGACACAUUAAACACUGAUUUUCUGUAUGUCAGGCUUGUGAUCACAUGACCCAGUUACAGUAAUGAAGCGGUGCUGGAAUUAAACAGAUGGUGUUGUAGGAAUAGUGAUGGUGACUAGGCAUGAAAUGGGGCUAACAGUAAACCUGGAGUACUUUUUUGCAAAUAAAUUCAUAGAAUUGUGAACCUAUUUAAAGGGGUACUCCACCCCUAGACAUCUUAUCCCCCUAUUCUUGCUUCCGACCACGGGAACGGAAGACCGUGACGUCACGACUCUGUCCCCGUGGGACGUCACGCC